AUGUAUCAUUGCGAUAUAAGCUGGAUCACCCCCGAACAUCCGGAAAUUCAGCAUAAACCUGAACACGGACAACAACAACAACAACAACAACAACAACAACAACAAUACCAACAUCAUCCACACCAUCAUAGCAGUCAACUGUCACGAGAACAGGCACCUAAUCUUGCAGACACGAAGACGCACAGCCAUCCGCCCCAGCGACGUCACUACGAUCACCGUAGCUUUGUGAACCUCCUCGCCUCUGAUCCCCGUGGACAGGUUCUGACAGCAGGCCGGUUCCCAUUCGCCAGAGACUUUUUGGAUUCGCAUCGUCACCAGUACGGCGAGAGCGACAACAAACACACACACACUAGCCGCCAUAGUACGACUUCGCCUUCAGGGGCAAUCUCGCCUUAUCAUCGAACUUUGUUAUCGCCGCCAUCAACCACAUCGUCGGUAUCACGUUCUUCUUGA
This is a messenger RNA of Colletotrichum truncatum, 453 nucleotides long. Lineage: Eukaryota; Fungi; Ascomycota; Sordariomycetes; Glomerellales; Glomerellaceae. The record is from RefSeq and is a predicted model, not a curated record.